Messenger RNA from Pseudomassariella vexata, 438 nucleotides. RefSeq lists its product as uncharacterized. The record is from RefSeq and is a predicted model, not a curated record. Lineage: Eukaryota; Fungi; Ascomycota; Sordariomycetes; Amphisphaeriales; Pseudomassariaceae. The transcript has a single exon. The coding region runs from base 1 to 438 and encodes 145 amino acids.
AUGCAGUCUUAUAGAUAUGAUACCGCUCCGACUUCAGCAAAGGGCAAGGAGCCAGCGAUUCCUGGUGGUUCAGCAUCCACGCAACCGCUCCCAUUCUCUCGCAAGACUAAGAACCGGAGGCCACCUCUCUCGCAAAACACCUUCUCGCGACCCAUUUCUGACUUGACCACCUCCCAGACCGCUGGCGUUCUCGAUGACCAGGUCCGAAACGUGUUUCGCAGCAGCAAUACUUGGACAUCGUCAAGCGGAGACAUCGGGCUUGCAUCUGAAGGCGAAGAGGUUGAUGAUCGCGAGCAGUUUGUGGAUGAGUACAACAGACUUGCUAAGAAGGUUGAGUUUUUGGGUGCUUUAGUAUACUUCCAUGUAUGUUUAGCUGACCGGGAACGUAGUAUGGCAUACGUCCAAUUGUGCCCGGAGACUUCCCCCAGGUCGCAGUAG